This is a messenger RNA of Drosophila elegans, 1494 nucleotides long. It is a transcript of the gene Doc1, whose product is annotated as T-box transcription factor TBX6. Gene Ontology annotation, molecular function: DNA-binding transcription factor activity, RNA polymerase II-specific; RNA polymerase II cis-regulatory region sequence-specific DNA binding. Gene Ontology annotation, biological process: cell fate specification; positive regulation of DNA-templated transcription; regulation of transcription by RNA polymerase II. Lineage: Eukaryota; Metazoa; Arthropoda; Insecta; Diptera; Drosophilidae. The transcript has 5 exons. The record is from RefSeq and is a predicted model, not a curated record. Gene Ontology annotation, cellular component: nucleus. Bases 163 to 1311 code for a protein of 382 amino acids.
AGCAGCUCGAGAUCAGUUCGUUGCGAAACGUCGAGCGUGAAAGAACCUCAGAGCGCAUCUUCAGUUACGAGCGAGUGAAGUGAAGAAGAAUAACCAGUACCAGUACCCAGAACCAGAUAUUAUCAGAACCCAGACAUUUUUACCAAGUGCAAGUGAUUCAAAAUGCUUUCCAUGCAAGAACUAAUGGAUAUGCGGAUGCAGCAGCAGCUGGCCCACGAGAUCUACCGCCAGCAGAUCAUGCAGCGAAUUCCAGACCCCUUCCCGUCGAUGCUGCCUUUCAAUAUGCCCCACCACCAGCAGCCACAAAUGAUGCUGCCCAGCCGGCCCACCCUUCCUGGCGUGGAGGCCAAGUUGGAGAACAACGAUCUGUGGCAACAGUUCCAUAAAAUCGGCACCGAGAUGAUCAUCACAAAGAGCGGCCGACGCAUGUUCCCCUCGAUGCGCGUUUCCCUCAGUGGACUGGAGGAGGAGGCCAGCUACUGCGUCCUGCUGGAGAUGGUACCCAUCGGCGACUGCCGCUACAAGUUCUCCGGAUCCCAGUGGGUUCCGGCCGGCGGAGCCGAGCCCCAGAGCCCCCAGCGCAUGUAUCUGCAUCCGGAUAGUCCGGCCACCGGUGCCCAUUGGCAGUCGCAGGCUCUGCUUUUCAACAAGGUGAAGCUAACCAACAACACGCUGGACAGCAGCGGACAUAUCGUUCUGGCCAGCAUGCAUAAGUACCAGCCACGCCUGCACAUUAUCCGAAGCAGCGAGCUCACCCAACUUCCCUGGGCUCCUCAGCAGGCGUUCGUGUUCCCGGAGACGGAGUUCGUAGCUGUCACAGCCUAUCAGAAUGAUCGCAUAACCAAGCUAAAGAUCGACAACAAUCCCUUCGCCAAGGGUUUCCGCGAAACGGGUCAGUCCCGCUGCAAAAGGAAGCUGAACAGCAGUGGAAACUCCAGUCUGGAGUCGGAGGACGAUGGGUCCAGUGUGAGCAGCUGUGACUCCCCGCAGGCGAAGCGUCAGCGCCAGGACUUUGAGCAGGACUCGACGGGCAGCGUUUCACCAGCCUACUACGGAGCCCAAUCAGCUGCCAGUUCCCUAUCCCCCUACCACCGCCAUCCCCUGAGCUAUGGACCAAGUUUGGCCCUAGGACUUCCAGCCUAUUUCAGUGGAGUUCCUCCUCAGGCUCUGGCCAUGCCUCCAGCUGGCUAUGUGCCAGCUCCUGCUCCUGUCAGUCCUGUGGCACCACAACCAGUUGGCUCCAGCACACCCAAGCCUUCGACCUCCACCAAGCGGAAUAGCUUCAGCAUUUCAGCCAUUUUGGCGUACUGAAAAAUCGUAGUACGAACCACUUAGGUUGGAGUCAUCUUCUGUUGUGAUUAGUGAGAAACGUGUGCAUAUACUUUGUAAGCUACUGUAUACUAGCCAUAAGAUCGUUUAAGUACCCAGCCGCAAUCAUAUACUUUGUUAAAUCGUUUUAAGUGUCUUUGGACAGAAUAAACAAAAUACAGCAAA